Messenger RNA from Trichoderma harzianum CBS 226.95, 312 nucleotides. RefSeq lists its product as hypothetical. The record is from RefSeq and is a predicted model, not a curated record. The transcript is spliced from 2 exons. Lineage: Eukaryota; Fungi; Ascomycota; Sordariomycetes; Hypocreales; Hypocreaceae. The coding region runs from base 1 to 312 and encodes 103 amino acids.
AUGCCUCUCCCUCAGGCUCCGCCCUCUCUCGCACCUCGCCCAUCACUUCCCACCACUGCGGCUCCGGCCAAGAAAUAUCGGCUCAGCAGACGCCGCCGAAAGCAGCUCCGCCGAGCCAGAGAAGAAGAAAAAGCACAAGCACAGGCACAGGCACAGGCACAGGCACAGGCACAGGCACAGAUUGCCGCCGCCGCAGCAGCAGCAGCAGCGACCGAGCAAGACAAAGGUCAAGAAGAAGAAGAAGAAGAAGAAGAAGAAGAAGAAGAAGAAGAAGAGGGCACAGGGAGAGAAGUGCCUGAGGCAAUUUGGUGA